AUGCUCCGCCGCCACCUCCACGACGACACCAUCCCCGCGCACUGUAAAGAGCCGCUUCGGCUUCAACUCCGCGAGCCCGACAUGUGUGGCAAGUAUGACGGUGCGGUUCCGCAGCACACCGUGGAAGACACGCUCAAUGAUGUGGGCCUGCAGGCGGGAGUCAAGCGAGGCAAGAACGUUGUCAAGCACAUACACAUCGGCGCGGGAGUAGAGUGCACGCGCCAACGCGACGCGCACCCGCUGCCCCGCGGAAAGAUGCACGCCCUUGUCGCCCACAACCGACUCGUCGCCCUUGGCAAGUGCCUCGAAGUCCUCGUUGAGGGCGCACGCCCUCGUGACAGUGCCGUACCAACGCGUGUUGUAGGUAUCAUCCAAUACAAUGUUUGCGCGUAUCGUGUCGUUCUGCAGCCAUGGUGUUUCAGAGCAGUAGACGGAGCGGCCAAAGACGUAAAAUCCGUCGGCAGAAGGCUGGAAUUCGUCCAAACGGCCACAUUUAAUCCGCGUGGUCAUUGA
This is a messenger RNA of Trypanosoma grayi, 513 nucleotides long. RefSeq lists its product as hypothetical. The coding region runs from base 1 to 513 and encodes 170 amino acids. The record is from RefSeq and is a predicted model, not a curated record. NCBI's taxonomy places the organism in Eukaryota, Euglenozoa, Kinetoplastea, Trypanosomatida, Trypanosomatidae. The transcript has a single exon.